Patiria miniata (bat star) is the source of this 1233-nucleotide messenger RNA. It is a transcript of the gene mrps12, whose product is annotated as 28S ribosomal protein S12, mitochondrial-like. The coding region runs from base 169 to 639 and encodes 156 amino acids. The record is from RefSeq and is a predicted model, not a curated record. Gene Ontology annotation, molecular function: structural constituent of ribosome. Gene Ontology annotation, cellular component: ribosome; small ribosomal subunit. Gene Ontology annotation, biological process: translation. The transcript has 3 exons. Lineage: Eukaryota; Metazoa; Echinodermata; Asteroidea; Valvatida; Asterinidae.
GUUAUUCACGAAAGCCACUUGUCGCGGACCUGACUGUUCAACAUGUUUAACGUGUGUCUCGAUGAUCGAGUUCGAGUCGAGCGUUAAAUUUGUGUAGUUUUAAAAUCAAGUAAAGCAUCCGAAAUCCGAAAUUUUCAAAUUGUGAUUUUAUUCAGUCGAUAGCAGAUCAUGUGGAACAUUUUGCGUCAGUGUCAGCGACAUCUCACCACAGCUGUCAAUCAGACAGGUUGUGUUAAUACCAACAUGAGUCUUCUGCAGAGACUAUGGCCUCUAGGUUCAGUCAUCACACCUUUCCGGGGCAUUUCAGUGGACCAGCUCCACAGGCGAGGCCCCUACCGCAAGAAACCCAACCCCAAAAAGACCCACCCGACAGACCACCGGCCUCAGCUGAAAGGCGUGGUCCUCAAGACACUGAUCAGGAAACCCAAGAAACCUAACUCAGCGAACAGGAAAUGUGCCAAGGUCCGACUGAGUAACGGCAGAGAGGUUGUUGCUUUUAUCCCAGGGGAGGGACACAAUCUCCAGGAGCACAACAUUGUCUUGGUGGAAGGGGGGAGGACUCAGGAUCUGCCUGGGGUCAAGCACACUGUCAUCAGGGGCAAAUUUGACUGUGGACAUGUCGUCAAGAAAAAGAAAUGAUUUCUGUCCUUACAUCUUCUGGUGCUAGUAGUGAAACGAUAUUGAAUCAUUGUUGGAUUCUUUGUGAUGGGUUGGAAGUUGGAACAGCUGAAACCCCAUUGCUUUUUGAACACAGAGACAAAUAAAUGAUGGAGGAGAGUUAUGUUGGGUUUGUGAACUUUCUGUCAACCUUCAAGUGUGGAUUAUGAUAAAGAUAAAGAAUUCACAGGCAGCAUCCAGUUUUUGAACCCAGCAUUUGACAUUUCAGUUUGAUCAGCCUAGUAGCAUAAAUAAGUGUCACAUACAAAGUUGACCAAAGAAACAUUUGAAACGCCUCUCAGAUAUGACUAUACUGACAUUUCAAUUUCAAAACAAUUCUUUGUAUUGAGACAGAAUUUUGUCAACUUGAUUGAAGUGAUAUGGGUGAAAUGGUCUUUUUGGGGACCUGAUGAUAUUUCAGGAAGAUUCUUCACCAAAUUCAAAUUGAAGCAUUGAAUAUCAAGAUUUGUCUGUUGUUUUCCCAUAAACUAUUUGCUGCAUUUCUUCAUUUAUUAUGACUUGUUUUUACUACUGACAAGAAUAAAGGGAUUGAAAGAGAUUGGGCCAUGCCAAAAA